Molecule: messenger RNA, 7230 nt
Organism: Nerophis lumbriciformis (worm pipefish)
Lineage: Eukaryota; Metazoa; Chordata; Actinopteri; Syngnathiformes; Syngnathidae
Source: RefSeq, a predicted model, not a curated record
AUGUCAUUCAAAGAGAAUCCCUGUCGGAAAUUCCAAGCCAACAUUUUCAACAAGAACAAAUGUCAGAAUUGUUUUAAACCUCGAGAAUCCCACCUGCUCAACGACGAAGACCUCGGUCAGGCAAAAGCUAUAUAUGGAGGGUGGUUGCUCCUUGCGCCGGAGGGGACCAAUUUUGACAAUCCUUUACACAGAUCUCGGAAAUGGCAAAGGAGGUUUUUCAUCCUUUACGAACAUGGCUUACUUCGCUAUGCUUUGGAUGAAAUGCCCAGUACUCUUCCCCAGGGUACAAUCAAUAUGAACCUGUGUGCCGAUGUCAUUGAUGGAGAGUCCAGGACGGGUCAGAAGAACUCCUUGUGCAUCCUCACUUCUGAAAAUGAGCACUUCAUUCGGGCUGAGUGCAAAGAAAUUAUUAACGGAUGGCAUGAAGCUCUGAGCGUGUACCCCAGAACAAACAAGCAGAAUCAGAAGAAGAAGCGCAAAGUCGAUCCAACAACUCAGCAGGAACCAGGCCCUGCCAAGGUGACAGUGACGAGCAACAGCAGCAGCAGUGGAGGCAGCAACCCGUGUCUGCCCAGCAGCAUCGCAAAUGCAGAGUGUGUCCCGAUGAGCCGUACCACUCUGUGGCAGGAGGAAAACCGCUGGAGUCGGGCUGCCAUCCCUUGUAGUCGUAGUGCUUCUUGUCUCAGCCAACUGGGCCAGAGCCAACCGGACUCCACUGUCACGACUCAAGAUGACGGUGGCACUAUGGGCACAGGACGCAAAGUACGAGUGGAGAGUGGUUACUUUUCCCUGGAGAAGACAAAGUCUGAUCCCUCUCCAAAACCCACUCAGCAUUCCCAACCAGUGCAGCAGCCCCAGCAUCUACCCCUGUCCUCGUCGACAUCUUCCUGUUCUUUAGGAGCAUCCAGUCCCAGCUACUCCACCAUCAGCUCCUCCCAGAGUUCACUGGACUCUGAACCCAGCAGUAGCGCUACUCCCAACUGGGAGGGCAACAGCGUUAGUGGAGGGAGCACUAGUGUGAAUAGUGCAAGUCGUUCAGGCAGGCAGUAUGCGGCACUUUCGGACGUGCCGCGAGCACGCAGGAUGACCUACCGCGAAGCCUUUCAUUCUAAGAAAAAGCGACAAGAACUCAGAGAACGCACUCGGAGCCCUGGACGGGAAGAGGUGGCACGGCUGUUUGGAGAGGAGCGCAGGCGUUCGCAAGUCAUAGGCCGGUUUGAAGAGAGUCCAAAUGUGGAGCGCAUGGACACGAGUACCUCCGGCGAGCCGUCAUCAAAGGUCAACAAUGUGCAGCGACAAGGUCGCAGUGAGAAACGCUAUCUGGCUGACAAACAUGACAUGUCGUCAUUGGAUGCUGGAAAGGAACACUCGGAUCCAAAUGGGUGCAGCUCAACUUUUGCAAACUUAAGACGAGCCAAAUCACUUGACCGUAGAGUCACCGAGUCUGCGAUGGCUCCGGAUCUGCUGAACUUCAAGAAAGGAUGGAUGACCAAGUUGUAUGAUGACGGAAUGUGGAAGAAACACUGGUUUGUUCUCACAGAUCAGAGUCUACGCUACUACAAGGACUCAAUAGCUGAAGAGGCGGCUGAACUGGAUGGUGAGAUUGAUCUUUCCACAUGUUAUGACGUCAAAGAGUUCCCAGUCCAGAGGAAUUAUGGCUUCCAAAUCCUGUGUAAAGAGGGCGUGUGCACCCUGUCAGCCAUGACCUCUGGUAUCCGCCGCAACUGGAUCCAGGCCAUCAUGAAGAAUGCACGGCCCACCAUCGCCCCUGAUGUCACCCGAUCUGUCGCAGAGGAGAAGAUAACAACGCAGGUCCUGCAGGUCAAGCCUGAGCCAAGCACCUCUUCUGAGCCCCCUAAUUCGGAUGGCCACAAGCAUCCGAACAGUAACGGGGCGUCCUUCCCUUUAUCAGAACCCCGUAAAAGCAGAGUUCGCGAGCGCAGACGGGAGGGCCGCUCAAAGACAUUUGACUGGUCAGAGUUCAAAAUUGAAAAAACGAACAAGCCGGUGAAGGAGCAAACAGACUCUGUCAACCUCAGCUCCUCGUCACUUUCCACCACCGCAUCCUGCUGCUCUGUUACCUCCUCUCCUUCCUCGUCGUCCUCUCCGGUCUCUACCUCGGCCCUGCAAACUCCCAUCGUGUCAGAACCCCACCCUGCCUCGACAGUAGAUGAUAACAUUAGGGGGAGCACCCUGAGCCAUUUGCCAAAUACCACUCUUGUCACUUCCACUUUGAACACGAUAUCUCCCGUGCAGCCAUCCUUACGAGAACGUCAAGAGCAAGGAAGGAUGGAAGUAGAUCACCCGUCAGCCUCGAACAAUGUCGAGGAAGAAAAGUUCACCUUAACGUCAGGCGUGAAGGAGGAGAUUGAACAAAGGUGGCAUCAGGUGGAAACGAUACCACUUAGGGAAGAGAAGCAAGUGCCCAUCAACUCUGCUGCAGAGAGCUCCAACACUGAAAAAUUGCCUGCAAAUGAGCUCGCGGCAAUGCUAGACAAAGAGGUAGGAGUUAAGCUAAAAGAGCUGGAUCAACUUCAGAGACAGAACAGCAUGUUAAAGGAGCAGCUGGAAGAAGCACUAGGAAGAGAACAAAGUGCCAGGGAUGGCUAUAUACUUGCAACAAACCCUGCCUCCUCAACGCACGGAGUACCAUGGCAACACCUGCACAAGCUGAACAAAGACUUGCAUUGUGAAUUAGAAUCCCAAAAGCGCAAGCAAGACCUCGCCCAACAGAAGAUUCUAACACUAAAAAGAAGCUACGCUGAAGCCCAGAAUGCUGUGGAUCGCCAUGAUGCUGAUAUUCAAGCCCUCCAGUCAAAGCUGGCCUCUGCAUUGGCCGAAAUCUUAGCAAGUGAACAAGCUGUAGCCCGCAUGCGCAAUGAACUGAAACUGGAGCAAGCACGUUCAAAGGAGCAAGAAGAGGAAUACGGACGUAGUGAGGCCACUUUACGAGCCCAGCUUAAGGACAGUGAAACUAGACUCCGUGAGGUUGAGGCUAGCCUUUUAGAAAGAAACCAGGCCCUUAGGCACCUGGAGCACCAACAGGCCCUUCAGCGAGACCAUCUCAGAGAGAUCCAGAGGUUACAGGAAAGACUGAAAGAAGUGACUGCACGACUGGUCGCUACAGAAGAAGGUCAGGCACUGAAGGAGGAGCGCUUGAGAAAAGAGCAGCAUAGCAUUCAAGAGAGUCACGAAAGGGAAAGACAAAAUCUGUGCAGAAGAAUAGCCGAAGCCGAGACUGCAAACAAGGAAAUGGAGGACAGACUCCUAAAGACCCAACAGCAGGUGGAGGCCCUGUUAAGAGGGAAGCAGAACUCAACAGGAAUAGAACAUGGUGAGGAAUUGCUGAACUUGAAAGAGGAUCUUGCACAGAAGACAAACAUGUUGGAGUCACUUCGGGAGAGUGUCCGACUGCUUGAAGAAGAGAGAGGUCUGCUCACAUGCCGUUGUCAGGAACUCCUAAACCAGAUUUCAGAGGCAGACCGAGAGGUCAACAAGCUUCGCAAUCGCCUUGAAACGGAAGAGGCAGAUUAUUCCGCUUUGGAAAACUCUUAUGCAAGGGUAACCCAGGAAUUUGAAAGAACGAGCCAGUUCCUCAGAGAGAAAGAGGAUGAGAUUCGUCAUACUAAGGAAAUGUAUGAAAGAUUGAUGGUACGUAAGGAGGAGGACUUGAAAGAGGCUCUUGUUAAAAUGACUGUACUUGGCAAUAGCUUGGAGGAAACCGAACAGAAGCUACAAGCCAAGGAGGGCUUUUUAUGUCAAAUGAGUCAAAAUCGGUCAUAUCAAGUUGAGCCUGGCAGCGCUGAACAAAAACUAAAAGUCAAGCUUGUGGUGGCAGAGAACCGUAUUGUAGAGCUUGAGCAGCACCUUAAUGCACUGCAGCUGGGAUAUGCCGAUCUGCACUUAAGAAGGAAGCAAGUCAAAGAACAGAACAGGCAAGAGUGUGUUAAACCCUCAGCUACUUUCAUUUCAAACGUGGAGUCCCCACUCUCAUUUAACAAUGAUGAGGACUGCACAGAUGAUAAGGAGUCCCAAGCUAAGAGACCAAGAAUCCGUUUUUCCAAUAUUCAGUGCCAAAAAUAUAUGAACCUGAAUGACCUGGGUGAGUGCCAUACCUUUGAUGAUACAAAACAAGAUGUUGACCAGAAAGACCUUGAUCUAGCUGAAGCACUUUCCCCCCCUGAUUUUGCAUUCCCACAAGCCAGUGACUCUGAGAAGUUUAUCUCCAUUGUACAUUCCCUAGAAACUAAACUGCUUGCUACUGAGGAAAAACUAAAAAAUCUCACUCGGAAUCUACAGGACCAACGUUCCUCACAUGCCGAAGACAUGUCAAAGAAAGAUCUGAAGACAGUCGAAAACAAGCCUUUAGGAUGUGACAGUGAGCCUCCGAUAACUGAUGUAAAUAAUCCUUAUGCCAAGGCCCUCCUUUGUGUAGAAGCAUGUCGAGAGAAAGUCAAGGCCAUUCUGUCUCGCUCUCAAGAUAACACUGAUUCACAGCUUCACUCCUUGUCAGAGGUUGAAAAUGAGCUGUUUAGUGCAUCAGUGUAUCUCCGCCAUGGACAAAAGACCUUGGAGGAACAAUCACCAUAUUGUCCUCAACCUCAAAUGUCAGAAUCUUCAGAUGAAGAAAUGAUUCAUCGCUUUGCCAAAACCCUUUCUUUUGAAGCCCUUGUUUUGAAUAAAAUGGCUUUGCUGAUACAGACUCCAGAGUCUGACCUUAUCCAAACACUUAAUGCAAUAUGGGAAGAUAUAGAAAACAUUAAAAGUGGUAACCAAGAUUGUCUAGCAGUAGUUUAUGCAGAUGUCUUAACCAGAAAGUUAAUGUUAGAGAAUGCAUUCUGGAAAAAACUGGAGAAAGAGACGCCUUGCGACAGUUCAAAUGUUGCUAAAAUGCAAGAGGCCAGUGUUGUAGCUGAUGCAGAAAUAAAUACAUCACCAAUACUUAAUACCUUAAUCAAAGCAGAACUGUCAUACUGUAUUCAAAACCUUAAGCUUGACUAUGAAGAGAAAUUCAGGCAACUGAAAGUGGAGUUGGCUGAAGCGCACCACAAACUUUAUCAAAGGGAAAGGGCCUUGAAGUCAAUUAUUGAAGCAUCCAAGAGAUCUGACUUAAAAAGUGUGAUAAAAGAAGUUAAAAGCAACUUUGGCUACACUAAACAAACUUUAGCUGAUAUCUGCCCGCCUGAACUCGCGCCGUACAAAGAGCAGAUCGAAUUGCAAGAAGCCCAAGAUCUGGCUGAAGAAAUAAUCGAGCGGAAUUUGGCAGAGAAAAUACCGUGUUGUGGCAUUGAUUCUUGUGAUUCUCUUCAAAGUGCUCAAUAUAGCUUGGCUGCUGAGCUUCAACAACAGGCAGCAAAACUCCACAAAUAUGCUCAAGAACUACAGAGCACAGGAAACCAUCCAGAACUAGCUAAAAUGCUCAAAGCACUUUUAGGGCCCCAGACAUCGCAUAUUAUCAUGAGUACAUCUGUUUGUCUGCAGGAAGCGCUCAUUCAGGCUCAGGUAGUUUACGUGGCCUGCAGAUUACGAGCCACGCAUGAAAAAAAUUUGGGUUGGUGUAAGCAGAUGCAGCAGAGUAUGGAUGCUCUCAUGCAGCAGCACACCUCCAGUGUGAGGACGAUCCAAGAGAAGUGCGAAGUCUCCCUUGAGGAAGAGCGUCAAAACUUCAAGCAAACUCUCCAGAAUCUCCAGAAGGAGAACAAAACCCUUAAGAGUGAAAUCAGCCAACGUGCCAAACAACUCUUAAAACAGCAAGAACAAGUCGCUCUCUUGGAGGAAGAUUUCCAGUUGCAAAUUAAGGAGCUGAAGCAGAAGCACCAGCAACAAUUGAUCAAAGCUGAGCUAGACCAUUCAGCAGCAGAACAGACCUUCGCGGAGAAGGCGACGGACACCCAGCAACAGCUGAAGGAUUUGCUGGAAGACGUCGACACCAUGCAAGAGCAACAUGCGAGUCGCGUGAGAAAACUCGAGAAAGAAUGUGAGCAACGAAUCGCUCAACUUCAGAGCAUCUACGAGGACGAGAUUGUCAAAUUGCAUUCCCAACACGAGGAAACCAUUCUGAGUAUCCAGGAGCGACAAGCGUACAAAAGAAACAUAGAGGUGGUCUCGGCACCGUUGGAAGAUCAAGACGGGGCGGGGGUUCCACAGACCUUGUCUGAUGGGGACACUACGAUGCUUCUGAAGGACAGAAUCCAGGAACUGGAGACUCAGAUGAAAAGCAUGAGGGACGAACUGGAGAGCAAGCCCCUAGAAGGAGAUGUGGCCAGCCUGAGGGAAAAAUACCAGAGAGACUUUGAAAGUCUUAAGGCCACAUGCGAGCGUGGCUUUGCAGCAAUGGAAGAAACCCACCACAAGGUUGUUGAAGACCUCCAGAGGCAGCAUCAGAGAGAGAUUUCCAAACUUAUGGAGGAGCGAGAGAGGCUUCUUGCUGAGGAGACUGCUGCUACUAUUGCUGCUAUUGAAGCUAUGAAGAAUGCACACAAGGAGGAAAUGGAGAAGAACCAACGUUCCCAGCUCAGUGGACUGAACUCUGACAUUGAUGAACUUCGAUUACAAUACGAUGAGGAGCUGCAGUCCAUUCAGAGGGAGCUGGAGGUUUUGUCCGAGCAGUAUUCUCAGAAAUGCCUGGAAAACGCCCACCUGGCUCAGGCCCUGGAGGCCGAGAGGCAGGCCCUCAGACAGUGUCAGCGAGAGAACCAGGAGCUCAACACUCACAACCAGGAAUUAAACAACCGUCUGAGUGCAGAGAUCACACGGAUGCGGUCCUGUUUCAGAAAGGAGACUGCGCGAUCGUCUGUUACGCAAGGCAAAGAUGUUUAUGAACUGGAGGUUCUGCUUCGAAUCAAGGAGUCAGAGAUUCAAUAUCUUAAACAGGAAAUCCACUCUUUGAAGGAUGAGUUGCAGUCUGCUCUUAGGGACAAGAAGUAUGCCACGGACAAAUAUAAAGACAUCUACACCGAGCUGAGCAUUGUGAAAGCGAAGGCUGACUGUGAUAUUGGCAAACUGAAGGAAAAGCUGCUCAUCGCUAGUGAAACGUCAGGCGAGAGUUCCGUCGAUGGGACAGUUAAGUCUGGAUAUGACAUCAUGAAAUCCAAAAGUAACCCUGACUUCACAAAAACAGAACAACCAGGAACCUCCAAGCCACCCCGAGGUCUCAGAUCAAAGAGCCUGAAAGAGGGAUUGACCGUGCAAGAGCGCAUGAAGCUGUUUGAGGCAAAAGAUUCCAAAUAG